AUGGCACGCAUAUUCACCAAUAGUAUAUAUUACGUUCACGAAAAGUCAGCCAUGGUUGCACUCAACGACGAUAUCCCGGUUGCGCAACCUAAAGUACAAGCGGACAAUCCCGAAGUUUUCCAACAAAAUAUGCAGGAACUUGCCACGGAUCUUGUGAAAAAGGCCAAGGAGAUUGAUGCCUUGAUCGAGAUUUUACCGGGUAUCAAACACACGGAAGAAGAACAGGUACGGUUUAUACAUCGUUCUUUUAGGUUGAGCUUGGAUUUAAGCUUUUUUGAUCAAGAUGGGAUUUUUUAUUGGAUAUUUCGUGCGGCGCAUUAA
Messenger RNA from Radiomyces spectabilis, 321 nucleotides. RefSeq lists its product as uncharacterized. Gene Ontology annotation, biological process: regulation of transcription by RNA polymerase II. The coding region runs from base 1 to 321 and encodes 106 amino acids. Gene Ontology annotation, molecular function: transcription coregulator activity. Gene Ontology annotation, cellular component: mediator complex. Lineage: Eukaryota; Fungi; Mucoromycota; Mucoromycetes; Mucorales; Radiomycetaceae. The transcript is spliced from 3 exons. The record is from RefSeq and is a predicted model, not a curated record.